AUGCUCCGGAUCAGGUCCGUCCGGAAUAAAACCGCAUUCGUUACCAAACACACAUGCGUUCUAAACCCUGAACCCCGUAGCUGUAUUCGCGACUGAAAGAUAGACAGCUCCCCAGAGCUCAGCUUAUCGGAUAGGAGAAGCAAGAGCUGACAAAGAUGGAGGCGUUGAAGGCCUGGAGCGCAUCGUCGCACUCUUUCAAGCAUUUCUUUCACCUCGCCUCUGCCACCACCAAGAGAGCCAGGCCCUUGGUGGUGGUCCGGUGUUGUGCUUCCUCCAUCGACCGCAACAGACGCCGACCCUCCUCCUCUCCUUCAUCCUCCACCUCUGACAGAGACGCCAUUCGUGCCAUUCGCCUCAAAAAGGUGGAGGAAUUAAGGACCAAGGGUUGUGAACCUUAUGCAUAUAGGUGGGAUAGGACUCAUACUACAAGACAGUUGCAAGAUAAAUAUAAGAAUCUGGGAAAUGGUGAAGAAUCAUGCAAUGAGGAUGAUUUAGUGUCAAUAGCUGGAAGAAUUGUAGCUCGUAGAGCAUUUGGAAAACUUGCUUUUUUGACUUUAAGAGAUGAUUCCGGGACAAUUCAACUUUACUGCGAGAAGGAAAGGCUUUUAAAUGAUCAAUUUGAGAAGUUGAAGACACUUGUUGAUAUUGGUGAUAUAAUAGGCACGAGUGGCUCAAUAAAGAGGACAGAGAAAGGGGAGCUUUCUGUACGUGUCAAUUCAUUUGCAAUUCUUACAAAAUCUCUACUUCCAUUGCCAGAUAAAUAUCAUGGUCUUACUGAUGUAGAUAAGCGAUAUCGCCAAAGGUAUGUAGAUAUGAUUGCAAAUCCUGAGGUAGCUGAUGUAUUCCGAGCAAGAGCUAAGAUUGUUUCAGAGAUACGCAAGACAAUGGAAUCUUUGGGCUUUAUUGAAGUUGAAACUCCAGUUUUACAGGGAGCAGCUGGUGGAGCAGAAGCUAGGCCUUUUGUUACAUACCAUAAUUCACUUGGAAGGGAUCUUUAUUUGAGAAUUGCGACUGAGCUACACUUAAAGAGAAUGCUGGUUGGGGGCUUUGAAAAAGUUUAUGAGAUAGGCCGCAUAUUCAGAAACGAAGGCAUUUCAACUCGGCAUAAUCCUGAGUUUACCACUAUUGAGAUGUAUGAAGCAUAUUCAGACUAUCAUAGCAUGAUGAACAUGGCAGAGGAAAUUGUUGUUCGAUGUGCUCUUGCUGUUCAUGGAAAGCUCACUGUUAAUUACCAGGGAAUGGAAAUAUGUCUUGAACGGCCUUGGAGGAGGGAAACCAUGCAUAAUCUUGUCAAAGAAUUCACUGGUAUUGACUUCAAUGAGAUAGGAAAUGAUGUUACCAUUGCUAAAGAAGUUGCCAUUAGAGCACUUGGAUCUGACCAUGACAGUAAUGACAAAUCUUCCAUUGAAGCAUGUCCAUCCGUGGGACAUGUCCUUAAUGAGGUUUUUGAGACUGUUGUAGAACCAAAUCUUCUGCAACCUACAUUUGUUUUAGACUAUCCUAUCGAGAUAUCUCCCCUUGCUAAACCACACCGAAGGUAUUCAGGCUUGACUGAGAGGUUUGAACUAUUUAUUUGUGGCCGUGAACUUGCCAAUGCAUUCUCAGAACUGACUGACCCUUUGGAUCAGAGAGAACGCUUGGAAGAGCAAAUUAGGCAGCAUAAUUCUAAGAGACAGCUGAUCUCACAGAUAGAUUCUGCCGAAGAGAAAGGAAAGAAAAGUGACGAUGACUCCUAUGAAGUAACUCUAGAUGAAGAUUUCCUGACGGCCCUGGAAUAUGGAAUGCCUCCAGCAUCAGGAAUGGGACUUGGGAUUGACAGGCUAGUAAUGCUUCUUACCAACUCUGCUAGCAUUCGGGACGUUAUUGCAUUUCCUGUUCUCAAGAUUCAGCAGUAGAGGUUUUUCUUUUUAUUUUGCGAAGUCGGAAGAAUUUUCUUUUCUUGAAAUGCAGAGAACCCCUUUUAUCUUUGGCAUAGGUCGGUGUUGAUUUCUAUAAGGCCAAUUCUUACUUUUGUUCUUUUUAUUUUCUUGGAACAUUUCGAGGAUAAUGUCAUUUGUUAUAGCAAAGAAAAGUAAGCCCUUGAUGCCCAUGUAUAUCAAGAUGGUUACCAUGUAUAAUUGUAAGUAUUUUUAACUAAUUUAUUGUUUAUUAAAGCCUUUUGCUGUG
Messenger RNA from Nelumbo nucifera (sacred lotus), 2166 nucleotides. It is a transcript of the gene OVA5, whose product is annotated as Lysyl-tRNA synthetase, class II. Gene Ontology annotation, molecular function: tRNA binding; ATP binding; lysine-tRNA ligase activity. Lineage: Eukaryota; Viridiplantae; Streptophyta; Magnoliopsida; Proteales; Nelumbonaceae. Gene Ontology annotation, biological process: lysyl-tRNA aminoacylation. The record is from RefSeq and is a predicted model, not a curated record. Gene Ontology annotation, cellular component: cytoplasm; cytosol; mitochondrion.